UGGGGAAUACCCUUCAUGCUAUAUCAAUUGUCAAAGAGUUUCGUUUUUAAAUUUUUUUUCAAUGGAUUUGUUGAAUCAAAGCAUCAAAGAAAAUGUUUUUCCUAACUCUAAGGACGACGAGAUGAUGACGAGAAUUGAUUCAUCGUCUGCUAUAAAAGACAAAAAACAAGGGAUUUUGCUCAUUGACAUAAACGAUGAACGAAUACAGCUUCAGAGCAAAGCUGAUUUAGCUAGAAAGCUCGGAUGUAAAGAGGACGAGAUGAUAAAAGUUGUAUCUAUCUUUGGUAACACUGGAGAUGGCAAAUCACACACUUUGAAUCAUGCAUUUUUUCAAGGCGAAGAAGUUUUUGCAACUUCAACAUCACAAACAUCUUGCACAAUUGGUGUUUGGGCAGCAUAUGAUGAGCAAGAUAGGUUGAUGAUAGUUGAUACAGAAGGAUUAUUGAGUACUUCAAACAACUCCAACCAGCGUAAACGUUUGCUAAUGAAAAUACUAGCGAUUUCAGAUGUUAUCAUAUAUCGCUCAAAAGCGGAGAGACUUCAUUCUGAUAUGUUUACUUUUCUUGCUGAUGCUUCAAAGGCAUAUUUGAAGCACUUUUCACCAGAGCUGAAAGCAGCCAUUGGUAGAGGGCAAUUAAAUUUACCCUUGUGUUCACUUGGGCCAGCUGUGGUUAUUUUUCAUGAAACUCAUUACACUGACUUCCUUGGUGCUAAAAGCAGUAAACCUGGAGAAAGCAUCUCUGCUGAUGAAAUUCUAAGACAAAGAUUUGAAGAUGUUGGCCGCAAUCCAGAGGCUUUCAGUUCCAUAAAAUAUGUGGGCACGAAGACAAAUCAUAACUGUCCAACAGAUUUUCAAGAAUUACACAAGGCUGUAGUUGAACUGGCAAAUGAUAAUUCUGUUCGAUCAAGAAGAUCACUUGCUGUUGUGUACAAUGUUUUAUGUCAUCUAAAUGAAAAAUUCAAAGGUGAAAUAGAAAGUGUUGUUCCCGACACCUUUCCAGAUUCCUAUUUUACAUGUUUGACACGCUGUCAAUGCUGUCAUGUACGAUGUGAAGGAACAAUGAACCACAUUCAGGACGGGACACCACACCACUCAAAGAAGAGCUGUUUUUACAAAAUGCAAUAUGAUAACAAAUAUUACACAUGUAAGGCAUGCCACCAACGUGGAAAGGAGAAUCUUGUGAUGAGCAAAACAUAUGCGUCAUGUGAUGAUUCUCUUAGCGGAUUGGCAAAUUAUGCUUGGUCAGGGUAUGUUAUUGAGUGUCCAGAAUGUGGCGUCAUCUAUAGAAGUCGUCAAUAUUGGUAUGGAAAUAACGAUCCAGAAAAGACCGUCCUUCGAACACAUAUAAAACACGUUUGGCAAGGUGAACAUUUUGGUGGAGUCAAUCAUACAGGUCGUCGUGUAGUGGAUGCUCUAAAUUUUGUUAAACAAACCGUUGGCGCUGUGAGCCAAACUCCUACAACAUUUGUUAAAGAUCUUGUGUCAGAUGCAAUUGCACCUAAAUACUGGGUACCCAACUCUGAAAUCAAGGAAUGUCACGCUUGUCGACAUGUUUUUGCCGCAUCUGAAAGUAAACAUCAUUGUCGUGCCUGUGGCCAUGGUUUUUGUUACAAUUGUUCUGACUUUAGUCGACCGGUGCCUGGUAGAGGAUGGGGUAACGCACCUGUAAAGGUUUGCAAGAAGUGCUUUGACGACACACACGAGGAAUGUCAAAGAUCGGAGAAUGAUGAAAAUUUGGUGAUGAAGGAUGCAAGCGCUUUGAAUGACUGUCUUGAUGAAGAAGAUGAGAAAGAUGAUCUGCGCACACGCAAGUUUGGAGAGGUGAUUCAAUAUUCCGCAAGUGCAAUCGUACAGGUCAUAGAACGUCCGUGCGAGUUGAUAAAGGAUGUUGUUCGUCCAUCUUAUUGGAUAGCAGAUAUCGAUAUUGUAUCUUGCGCGUGUUGCAAGUACACUUUUCAAAGGUUUGACUCGAAACAUCAUUGUCGCGCCUGCGGUCAAGGUGUUUGCGGUCAGUGCUCAACGAAAAAGCGCGCCGUUCCAAAUCGCGGAUGGGGGUACCCUGUGCGAGUUUGUGAUACUUGUAUAGCUAUGUCAGUUUAAAGAACAAGUGUACAGUCGCACAAUAAGACAAGUGCAGCAGGGCCAAUUCGCUGUGCACCAUGUGCUGUGUAUAGUAAAGUAGACUACUGUGAUACUGUCUUAGGUUAGCCAUUUCACAAUUCUAAUUGAUCAAAGAAGAAGACAUUGAUUGGCUGCCAUUAUGAUAGAGUGGCAUAAAACUUUCAAUGGAGUGGCCCUGCUGUAUAUUCCUCAUUCUAUGGUACUCUUAUGGCUAAAGCAUAUGAAAUCUCCACGAGAUUAUUUUUGUUUUAAUAAAUAAGAAAUAUUUACGAGUCCCUGCAUGUUCCUGGGAAAUAACUUUAUUCAUUACGUCAAUGUCCCUGCAUGUUUAUUCAUUAUAAAAAUGUCCCUGCAUGUUUCUGGGAAAUGACUUUAUUCAUUAAGCCAAGAGUGCAUAUGUCACAACUUCUUUUUGUGCUCAAUCCAUUCUGCUACUUUAUGAUGAGAAUGAAAAGCUUAUUCAAAAAAGAAAAACAGUUAAA
This is a messenger RNA of Xenia sp. Carnegie-2017, 2604 nucleotides long. Its product is annotated as zinc finger FYVE domain-containing protein 1-like. The coding region runs from base 62 to 2101 and encodes 679 amino acids. The record is from RefSeq and is a predicted model, not a curated record. Gene Ontology annotation, molecular function: metal ion binding. NCBI's taxonomy places the organism in Eukaryota, Metazoa, Cnidaria, Anthozoa, Malacalcyonacea, Xeniidae. The transcript has 10 exons.